This is a messenger RNA of Neurospora tetrasperma FGSC 2508, 357 nucleotides long. RefSeq lists its product as uncharacterized. NCBI's taxonomy places the organism in Eukaryota, Fungi, Ascomycota, Sordariomycetes, Sordariales, Sordariaceae. The record is from RefSeq and is a predicted model, not a curated record. The transcript has a single exon. Bases 1 to 357 code for a protein of 118 amino acids.
AUGGACGGAUACGGAACCAACGUCAAUGAACCGGCAGCGGACGCCCUUCUGACUCAUGCCAAAAUUUACGCCUUAGCAGAGAAGUACUUGAUCAGUGGACUGAAGGCUGUCGCGCUUCGACAAUUCAAGGCGGCGGCUACUGUCUCCUUGGACAUCGAUGAUUUCCUUGGAGCAGCGCUAGUGGUGUACGAAUCUACUAUUGAAGACGACAGAGGCUUAAGAGAUGUCGUCGUAGAAACCCUUUAUGAGCAUUCCGAAUGGCUAGACGAGGAGAAGGUGCGAGAUGUGGUUAAGGAGUUGGGAGCUUUAACGUAUGAUAUGGUUAUAUAUAUGCGCCAAAAGCAUAGGUUCUACUAA